Molecule: messenger RNA, 1399 nt
Organism: Penaeus indicus
Lineage: Eukaryota; Metazoa; Arthropoda; Malacostraca; Decapoda; Penaeidae
Product: aldo-keto reductase family 1 member A1-like
Exons: 12
Coding region: 1-1182 (393 amino acids)
Cellular component (GO): cytosol
Molecular function (GO): aldose reductase (NADPH) activity
Source: RefSeq, a predicted model, not a curated record
AUGGCUAUAUUGUAUUUUCAUAUCUACAUUUAUCCAUCUGACCCUGCAUAUGGAGAUAGAGAUUCCACUGUCCUCAACCGCCUCCAACAGGUUUACACCCUGGUGAUCUCGUAUUGCAUCAGACAGCACAGCAGCGACAAACGUGUGCUCGACAUAUCAGGACUUCCAGAACCGCUUAUAGGCCCAGCAACAAUGGGGGACAUGCCUUCUUUGCGCCUUAACUCAGGGUCACGAAUUCCUUUUUUGGGUUUCGGUACCGGCGGCCUGGGACCACUGCGCCAGAUGUCGGACGCUGAGGCCGGGCGAGCGAUCGGCGCCGGACUAGAGAGCGGGUACCGGCACCUGGACACGGCUGCCUUCUACCAGAACGAGCACGUCAUCGGGAGCGUCCUGGGCGAGUGGAUCGCGGCAGGAAAGCUCAAGCGGGAGGAGGUGUUUGUGACCACGAAGCUUCCACCGACCGGCCUCCACGAGAGCAAAGUGGAGGCGUGGAUGCUUCGCUCACUGGAACGCCUGAAACUCUCCUAUGUGGAUCUCUAUCUCAUCCACUUCCCCGUCGCCAUGUUGGGCAACGACGGGGAGGUGGCGCCUUGCACGACGGAGGAUGGGCGUAUCCGCUUUGACCCCGAGGUCAGCCUGGAGAAGGUCUGGAAGGCGAUGGAGAAGCAGGUGAAGGCAGGUCGGGCCAGAGCCAUCGGUUUAUCUAACUUCAACAGCAGCCAGAUUAGCAGGAUUCUCAAAGUAUGCGAGAUCAGACCGGCCGUCCUGCAGGUGGAGGUCAACGCAUACCACCAGCAGCGCCUUCUGCGGGAGUUCUGUGGCCGCCACCAGAUCCCUGUGUGCGGUUAUGCUCCGCUGGGGGCACCUUCGACUCCUUUUAGCGCGAAGCUCCCGACGCUCAUCGAAGACGAGACGGUGCUGGCGAUGGCCGCUCGCUACGGACGCUCGCCGGCUCAGGUGCUCCUCCGCUACCUCGUCCAGCAGGAGGUCGUCGCCGUCUUCAAGUCUGCGAACCCGGGGAGGAUGAGGGAGAACAAGCAGAUUUUCGAUUUUUCUAUAAAACCAGAGGACAUGAAGCUCCUUGAUAACUUGGACCGGGGAAAAGAAGCAAGAAUUUAUACGAUGAAGUCAUUUAUUGGGGUCGACGAGCAGCCCGAGUACCCCUUCAACGCCCCCUUUUGAGGAAAACGGAAACGUAGCGACGCCAAAAUGUGGAGAUGGAUGCUCGUUUCCUAUACGAAGAAUGUCUUCUCAUUUUCUUUUUUUCUUAUUUUUCUUAAUUCCUUACUCUUAUUUUUCUUCUUUGUUUUUUCUAUCUCUCUCUCUAUUUCUCUUCUCUCUAUAUCUUUCUCUCCCUCUCCCUCUCCCUCCCCCUCCCUUCUCCCUCCCUCUCUCUCCC